Messenger RNA from Heterobilharzia americana, 2922 nucleotides. The record is from the annotation of a GenBank genome assembly. Lineage: Eukaryota; Metazoa; Platyhelminthes; Trematoda; Strigeidida; Schistosomatidae.
AAGCGCGAGUCUGAAGAGUUUGCGUUACCUCUCAAGUGUCUCAUGGACAAUGUUUCGUCGAAGGUCAUACACGAUAUUAGUGGUCAGAAGAAGCUUGUCAGCUUCAAUCCAGUACAAGGAAGAAUUACCACUCAAACAGUUCGGGAUGAGGAGGAGUAUAUGGAGGUAUGAGUUAUAGAUUCCUUUUAUGUGUAUCUACAAUGAUUUUGACUAAGAACGCUCUCAUAAUAACAAGAAAUGAAAUGCUCAUAGUGAUCAGUUAUCUUUUGCAAAGGGCGUAGUGGCUUGUUGUUUUCUGUUUACUCGAACAGGUUGAUUUUACUGUAGUGUCGCUUCAACUAAAUAGUUUAACCAUCCUUUGUAACUCUUUAGUGCGUUGUUGAAAAGAUUAUCUAGUUGCUGUUCAGUGAUCCAUUUCAAUGAUAAAAGUUGACUCUUAGGAUUCAUGACAUAUUCUUUGUUCAGAGGCUUCCUGACGGGACAGAAUUUUUCGCUUAACUGGCUUCCGCUUCUAGAAACCGUGGAUCACUCCUCCUUCUGGUUGUUAACCUGUUUACAAGUUAAGAGAGAGAGAGAGGAAACAGUAGCGGUCAAAAUGCGACUAUUCAACUGGUUCUAAGCAGACCCCAUCUGCAUUUCAAACAAGUGUCAAGGCGGCGUUUAAAGAAUUCAGACGAAGUGGCAUGUACACUUCUGAGACUGCUGUUGCAGUAUUAUACGGCUUAUAUUGAUGUUCUUUGGCCCAUAGUAGUUGUGUGCUUAUCUGCGAAGUCAGAUUUUCUUCCAUCUCAAACAAACCAUUUGCUGAAAUCCUUUUCUUGUUGUUCGAGAACUCAUUACCUCCGUUCCGUAGGACUAUUUGUGAGUAUCAAGGUAUUUACAGUAUCCUGGUAUUGCAGUUGUGUAGCGAAAGUCGCUAGUACUUCGCUUUUCACUGCCGAAAAUCCUGAAGGGUGUAGGUUACGCAAGAAUUAGUAAUUGAAUAUAAUUCAGAGUAGAAAAUGCCUUCACAACAUACCUCGCUACGCUCAAAUAGAAUGAAUUGGCUACUGGCAAACAAGCUUAUUGUAUCUGCGUGAAGAUUCCGCCAAUUCUUAGUCCGUAAGAACUACCACAAACAUACGAAUACAUUGUCGAAGGGCCAGGAAGUAGCUCCACUCCAUGAAGUCUUCGACUAUUGGAAAUAUAAGCCUAAAUGAGGUCAACUAGUCAACGGGAAAUAAGGGUGGGAGGAUUGUACGUGAUAUUGUUCAAAGUUGAUGGCUGUUUUAACGAUCCGUUGUUAAUUGUUAAAUUGAAUUUCAUUAUUUUCUCUGAUUAUAUAUCUUUUGUUUCGAGACUUUCCAUGAACUUUGCUUGCAUUUUGAUAACCUUCCCCAUGACUAUUGUUUGUAUUCGUUUCUCGCACUGUACUGCCUUGUAUCUUGACAUGCUAAUCUGGGUUGUGGCAACCUCAACUGUUAUAUAGUAAUACCAGGUAUGUUUAUAGUGCCCACGCGUAUGAAUUUUAAUAUUAAUGCGCUACCGGUGUUAUCAAAUUUCGAUUUGUUGUCGUAAUCACCACAUAACUUCACAUUAUUCUUUCAGCACCUAGGGAAAAUAAUACAACGGGAUUUUUUUCCCGAUCUGUUGCCGGAUGAAGUUAAAACAGUUGAGACUCAUGACAGUGAUGAACCUAAAGGUCGAAGUACACUCAAUAUUGAUUCUCACAACCCUGAAAAAAGUAGACAACGAGUCGGAAAAUAAUUUGAAGACUUUAGGUGAUCCAACUGCUAUGCCAUUGGACAAAUACAUGGCUAACAAUACUACGGAAGAUGAUGCAUCCUUCGCUGAGUUAAUUGAGGAAAGUGAAAAGAAACAAAGAAUCAAAUUAACGCCCUUUUUCCCUUCUCUUCAGUGUGCUACACCCGUAAGUUCAUUUGGAGUCUGUCAGUUUAUUAAACAGGUCCCCUUAGAUGGUCCAAAACCUUUGGCACUCCCGGGUGCAACGAAUGUUGUUGGACCUAGAAUUACAAUUACAGGGAAUAAUGCCGUCCAUUUUAACCCUGACGGUGUAUCCCAAACCAAAGAAGAAUUACUAGAAUUUUUAUCAAAGGAGCGUAAAAUUGUGCCAGCUAAUACCCGUUUCAAAAGACCUUUUUCUGUAAGCUUAGAAAAAAAGCGUACAGUCAAACAUUUACUGGCAGCGAAACUGGGACGCGUUGGUGUUAAUGGUUUAGAAAUGAACUCACCAUAUGGAACUCCUCAGGCUUCUGGUUAUAAAUUCCUUGAUUCUUCACCUUCACCGUUGACAAUGUUUCCUCAUACUCCUUUGAUGACUUGGGGUGAAUUGGAUUCUACACCUUUUCGACUAGAUGACAAUGAAAUGACACCUUCAGUUGUGUCCGGUGGUCCAACUUUCCGUAUCCCAUCUCCUUCACAACGUGAACAACUUGCACAUCAACUAGCAGACAAAGCUAGUCGUCAGCGUGUACGUGGUCGUUUAGAAGCAGUAAAACGAAUGCAGUCAGCAGCAUCGAGUCCAUCGCGAUCCCUAUUAUCACCUGCUGCUCUCCGUUUACUUACCUCAAGUUCCUCAUUUAUUAAUCAUGAAAUAAACAGUCGACCUUCAACUGGCACUGGUCGUGUUGGUGGACAAACUAAUUCUCCUUUCCCUAAAGUCAAUACUCCUAGACGAGUUCCUUCGGAUGUGGGUGUUGUUAGGCAUCCAAACUCAGCACGUUCAACUCCUCAUCGUCAAUUUGCAAACGCCAACAAUUCUCAAAAGAAAGUCCUUCAUGAAAGUGAUGAUGAGCGGGUUAACAAGUCAGAAACUUCUUCAUCAAUUACAGACAAUUUACUCAACCUAAAAUCCUCUCAAAAUCUGUAAUGCUAUGUUAUUAUUGAACCGAAAUGUCGUGUAAAUAUACUUUCUUUCCAUUU